Molecule: messenger RNA, 3567 nt
Organism: Pleuronectes platessa (European plaice)
Lineage: Eukaryota; Metazoa; Chordata; Actinopteri; Pleuronectiformes; Pleuronectidae
Product: ATP-dependent helicase brm
Exons: 14
Coding region: 154-1449 (431 amino acids)
Source: RefSeq, a predicted model, not a curated record
CAGUUCCGUGAAGGCAGCACUCCACCCUAUCGUCAGUACUGUCUCUGAGGAUCGUGAGGACGCUGCCGUGUCUUCACUUCACUGACACACUAACCUGCAUCACUGCUACACAACCACCACUCACCCAGCGCAGGCGGACGGACUACAGAGGAGAUGAUGUGGACUGUUGUGAUACUGCUGGCUGCUGCCCUCAGUGUGGAGUCCUAUACUAGCCAUGACAGUGAGCGUUUAAGCCAUGGUCGCCAGCUGAAGAUCUACCUGUCAAAGAGUUGUGAGAAGCUGGAGUUCACCCCUGCAGAUGGUCUAAGCAGGACUCAGAUCUACUGGGAGAAAGGCAGGACCAGGGCGAACAAAGGCAGGGUGUCUGGCACAGGUACUGAUCGACGCUGGUACCUUGACAAGGUGACUUUUGAAGACCAGGGGACGUACGUCCAGACAGAUUUCUGGCAUAAUGAGCUCUCCUCUUUCAAAGUGGCCGUCACAACCAAACUUAACUAUUUGAAGUGUGUAGCGGGAGAGAGUCUCUACAUCCCACUGGAGGGCAUCGACUUGGCCGAUGCUGAUCUCGCCUUCUCUGGAGAGAGUGCUAACGUUACACUGGUGCGUGAUGGUGCUCCGGUGUCCCGUGACCUUCCAGAUUACUGGGACCGGGUUCAGACCCAAUCCAUGAACAUCGAGAUCAGACAUGUGAACCACAGUGAUGAGGGACAUUACUCUCUGCGAGACCGCAAAAGCCGACUGGUGUCUGUUACCAGGAUGGACUUGACAGACCACCAUGAGCGCACAGAAGGAAACCCCCUUAUGGCUCUACUGUUGCUUCUCGGUAUUCCGGCUGGGAUUUGCUGCUGCUGUCGUAAGAAGAUUUUCAAGACGAAAGGCACGACUGCUGGGACUCUGCAGAUGACCCCAGAUACAUUCCAUCCUCCUCCUGGUCCUAUCGGACCUUCUCCUCCGUACAUUGCUCCUGGACAACCAGGGCCGGUGUACUACCCUGGCUCUAACCCCAGCAUGGCUCCUACAGUCUAUCCUCCGCCUCCAGUUGCUGGCCCAGGACAGUGGAACGGCCCCCCACCCGCAACUGGUUUUAACCCAGCUUACCCACCCCAGAACCCUGGCUAUCCUGCUGGUCCAGUUAUGGGCGUCCCUGCCCAGCCUCCACAUUGGAAUGGUCCACCACCAGGCCAGUAUCCCCCCGGACCUGUAGCUCCAAUGGGCUAUGCUCCAGCUCCAGUCAUGUAUAGCGCUGCUGCACCAGCCAGUGAACCUUUUAAGGAGAAUAUGGCUUCCUCACCUGCUGAACCGCUGCUGACUUUACCACCGGCUGAAGUACCCUAUCCUGUGGCUCCUGUGGCUCCUGUGCACCCCUCCACUUCCAACACCCUCCACUCCUCCGAAAGUGCCCAAAAGUUCCAGAUCAGUGGAACUGGUAGCUCCACCAACUUCCUGUAGGAAAGCUGCAUCCUGAAGCAGCUUCCUUCCUUUGACAGUGCCCGACAGUGCCCCCUCACCAUUUUUGCGUCCCCCUGGCAUAGCAUUCAAAUCAGGGAUGCAAAAUGGUGCCGCUGGAAAUACAAGGACAGCAUUGAUUCUGUUCUUUGCCUCCUUGCCUUGAUCAGCAUUAAUUCCCCCAACUGAGUGAAAAUGAAGAGUUACUAGGCUGCACUAUUAAAUCUGCUGCAAGAGUCUCCGCCAGCAGUUUCAACAUGUAGGAAUUAGUUAUUUGGAUAUCAGAGUUCCAGACAGAAAGUAUUUUCCUGAAGUGUUAGCAUGUGUAAUAACCUGGUGUUUUACUUCACCAAAAGUUUAAGAGAUGUCACUAGCAUCACUAACAUGUUUUCUAUCUACAUUUUCACUUAGUUCGGUCAUGUUGAUAUCUUCCUUUUUUUUUGUAUAACUGAUUAGCAAGAGUUGACUUUUGAUUUAACGUGUCGGGAAACCAGAAAACACAGUUGAGAUUUACUCAAAAGUCAGAGGCUAGGAGUCGCAAAAGGAAACCAGGAAUCUGUUUCAUAAAAGACUGGCUGAAAAUCACUCUGCAGUAUGCAGCAAACAUAUCUUAGAUGAGAGGUUUCACUGACGGACCAGACAUACAACACAAAGAGUGUGUUGUAACACAAUGGGAGCAGCCCUGUGUCAUUAGUAUGACAGUAGAGUUUUGCUCCCCUCUCUCCUGGGUCUGUUAUAUUGCAGGAUGUCAGUUUUUUUUUCUUUUUCUUUUUCUAAUGCAGUUUACUUGUGCAUUGAAUGACUGGUCAGCUAAAAUUGGCUGACUGUCAGUGAUUUUUGUUGUUGGUCAAAUAUAAACCAGGUCAGGGACAGAUCAGUGUGUGAUUAGGAUCAGCGGCCCCGCAGGUUCACUGUACCUGGUUUCAGGUUUUCUGUUUUCGUGAAACUGAUGGAUUGAAUUUGUGAAACUUUUCCUACACGACUCUACAAGCACAGGCCCUAGCUAACACAUGACUAGAUGGUCAAGGUGAUGUUGUGGUCAAUAUUCUGAACUGGCAAAUCACAAUGCAACUGGUAAAUAGUGAACCAGGGGGUUUUGGGGACGACUUUAAAUCAAGCCUGGGCCCUCAGCAGUACCCCUUAGGUCCAGCUUGUUCUGGCCUUACAGAUACAUACUUAUAUUAUGACAGGGAUUUGCUAAAACAAUAGCUACCUCAUUUUUUGGAUUCUAUGCCUAUUAGGUCAGCUCAUUCAGGAUAUGCUAAUAGUUUGUAUUAAUCAGUGCUUUGGAUUUGUACAGAAUGUCCCAGUCAAAUUACAAGUCAAUACAAAGCUCCAAAUACUCUGAUAGUAACACUGUGAUUCCAAUGAAAUGGUUUUGCUGCCAAGUGUGGCUGUUGUAAACUAUAACAGCUAAACCACAAGAAUGCAACCAGACGAGCCACUUCGACUGCCUUCAGUGUGACCUCAUGCCUUCUUAAUAUUUUACCCUAACAUAUUAAUCAUCAUCCAUCCACAGCUUUUUGAUAAUUGGUCCCAGACAAAUCACACUCAAGACAAUGAAGCUUUUAGAUUGCGAACAUCUAGGGACAAUGAUUUUCAGUAGUGCUGCUUUUAGCAUGAAGGUCUUUGGUUGGACUUUCACUUGGACAGCAAAACAAACUCAGUUUUUUAGCUUUCUGUCCUAGAUGUUAUGUUCCUAGCACGUAGCAGCAGGACGACAGAUAUUGUUUUCAUUAAUGAAAAUCUUGUUUUUAUGUUGUACUUCUAUCUCUGUUAGGACCACUUUAACUAUUGGACCAUAUGGUUGAGGGAAUUUUGACCAGUCCUUAUGUUCUGACACACCUUUUAAGAUUUGUUUGGGGGUCAAGACUGGUUUAUGUCAGUUAGUCCCCUCAUAAAGAUAUAAAUAUAUUUGUGUGCGUGUAAAAUGUAACCAGUGUUAGUCACUAAGUGUAGUUGUAGUUGAUAGUUGUGGGUGUUAUUAGAGUGGAGCCCCACAUCCACUUUUGGACUUUCUUCCAGUGAACUCUGACAUUGGCCCUCUUACCUCUCAUUUUGUAUCUCUUCAUGCUUUACAUUUAUGUGCAACUUAACAUCUGAAUAAAGUGGCAUUCUGGA